Messenger RNA from Coniophora puteana RWD-64-598 SS2, 1011 nucleotides. Its product is annotated as alpha beta-hydrolase. Bases 1 to 1011 code for a protein of 336 amino acids. NCBI's taxonomy places the organism in Eukaryota, Fungi, Basidiomycota, Agaricomycetes, Boletales, Coniophoraceae. The transcript has 7 exons. The record is from RefSeq and is a predicted model, not a curated record.
AUGGGGACGUCGCACCGUCUCGUACUUCCUCUCAUCUUCCUGCCGCCACUCCUGCUGCUCAGUUACUUCUUCUCGCACUUCCCGAACCCGCCAACGUCGCUCCACGUGCACCCGUCGCUGUCAAGCCUCUCCCCCGAUCUGCACGCGUUAUCGUGCUACCCUAAGGAUAUCUACCCCGGCGGCGCGUAUGUCUCUCUUCCGUAUGGACGGGUGCGGUAUUGGAUUAUGGGACCGGAGGAUGGAGAGAAGGUUGUCCUUAUCCACGGGUUGUCGAUUCCCUCUAUCGUGUGGAAGAACAUUGCACCAGUACUUGUAGAGCGUGGGUACCGUGUUAUGCUCUACGAUCUGUAUGGGCGAGGAUAUACUGAUGCACCGAAAACUACAUACGACACGAGACUGUACACCACCCAACUCGCCCUACUCAUGCAGCACAUACACUGGGACAGCGCGCAUAUAAUCGGCCUUUCGAUGGGAGGAGGCGUCGCAGCAGCGUUCACGGCCCAGUUUCCUCAGCUGACGUCGGGUAAGACCGUGCUGAUAGCGUCGGCUGGCAUCAUUGACUCCUGGGACAUACCAAAGACCGUGAAGUUCAUGUCCUCGCCACUCGUACAAAGUUUAUACAGCUUGGGACCAUUCCAACAAUAUAUGCGCCGCUUAGCCAAGUCAAAUGCCUCAGAGGCCGACGACGGUGGAAAGCUAUCGGACCUCGUACGUCUCCAAUCCGCCCAUCUUCCUUAUUUCAACGCCGCAAUCGCCUCAAGUCUGCGCGAUGGCCCCAUCCGUGGGCUUCAUUCCGAACUCCGGACGCUUGGCGAGCGGAAUACAGACGUCCUCCUCAUCCAUGGCACGGCAGAUAAAACCGUGCCAUACUCGUACGCAUCUCGAAUGUGUACACUAAUCCCAAACGCGAAACUCGCCACCAUACGAAACGGCGGCCACGAGAUCACUCUCACGCAUUCAUCGUUCGUGAGCGACAUGAUUCUUGAGUUUUUGAAGACGAGUGAGGCAUGA